UUGGUGGUGCGAGCGGAGUACAAUGGCUCACGUUGUUUGCGCUUUUUGCAGAGGCUUUUUUCUUCCGGAGGGUCCGUUCGUAAUGAAAACUAACCUGGGUCCCCGAAACUAAAAGGCCUCCUUUUUGUGCCCCUCCAAUCCCUCUUUCGCCUUCUUCCUCUGUAUGGGCGUUACCGCUCAACGUCCUUCCCUCCAAAGUGCAAACCCCAACCUUGCUGCCUCUUCUCUCCUUGCCGUUUCACCAGAUAUGUCGGCCAACGAUCCCGGUUUCAUACUCUUCGGCCAAAAGAUGUCCUCCUGCUCCUCGGGAUCUCAGAUUCCGGUCGCCUCUUCUCUGAUCCCUUCCAACUCUCCCCCCGAGCAUGCUUGGAGUAGCUCAAAGAAAUCAGAAGUCGGAAUGCCUUCCACUGACAACUCCGAACAACAGGAUGUGCAGAAGGAUGAGCCAAUGAAGAUGAGCAGCACAGAAGAAAUUAAAGCGAUGAAGAAACCGGACAAGAUUCAACAGUGUCCACGAUGCAACAGUAUGGACACAAAGUUCUGUUAUUUCAAUAACUACAACGUGAAUCAACCUCGACAUUUCUGCAAGAGUUGCCACAGAUACUGGACUGCCGGUGGAGCAAUGAGAAAUGUCCCGGUGGGUGCUGGAAGACGGAGGAACAGGCAGCUAUCCUCCCCAUACCGCCACACCUCAUCAUCGUCUGAGGGCACUCCAUCUCACCAACUCUUCUCGACACUUGAAUCCUCAGCAGCAUUCAAGUCAGCCCCACCAGAUAAUACAAGUACCGUGUUGAGAUUUGGUCCAGAGGCCCCUGUUGCUGAAUCGGCUGCUUCAAUUCUGAAUCUUGGAAGUGGGGAGGAGGUAUCCAGAUGUGGAUCUGCUGUGACUAGUGCUGGUGGUGCCCGGGGAAAUGAAGUACCAGAACUUCCAAUGCAAUGGAGCAGACCAGGUGUGUCCAAUCAGGUUAAUACAACGAAUGGCGUGCGAUGUUAUCCUGCUGCUCCAUGGGUGUUUCCAGCGCAGUGGCAUGCUGAGAAUGGGAUUGGCUCACCAAACAUUCCCGUACAAUUUGUUGCAGCUCCAUGCUGGAGUAAUGGGAAUGUCUGUUCUGCAGGAGGAACAGGAACGGUUUCAGUUGGCUCAAAUGGUUGCCUCUCCUCUUCGUCCUCCACCAGUAAUGGCCAUUGCUCAGGCAACGGUUCCCCAGCACUUGGAAAGCACUGAUGAAGAGAAAUCAGACCGGUGUUCAUUUUCUAGCAGCUAGUUAUCGGGCUCAUGUUUCCAAGAGAGCACACAAUGAGUUCCUUGUUUUAUUAUUUUUUUUUUUGGGCUGUAAUCCUUACAUGAUCUGGUGCCUAUUGCUGGCUUUUAGUCCUUUGCGGAACCAAUUUUUAUAGAUUUAGUUUUUAUGGCGUCCUCGAUUAAAGUUAUUGUGUAGGUUGAUCCUUGAGAAUCGAUGAUUCUUGGCGUUUGAGCCACUGUAAUCAACCUUUUAUUUAUCGUUCACAGGAUUAAAGAUCAGAAGUAAUAUAAAGAUCUGUUUUGUA
Prosopis cineraria is the source of this 1548-nucleotide messenger RNA. Its product is annotated as cyclic dof factor 3-like. The transcript has 2 exons. Gene Ontology annotation, biological process: regulation of DNA-templated transcription. Lineage: Eukaryota; Viridiplantae; Streptophyta; Magnoliopsida; Fabales; Fabaceae. The coding region runs from base 164 to 1225 and encodes 353 amino acids. Gene Ontology annotation, molecular function: DNA-binding transcription factor activity; DNA binding. The record is from RefSeq and is a predicted model, not a curated record.